Messenger RNA from Aaosphaeria arxii CBS 175.79, 1962 nucleotides. RefSeq lists its product as uncharacterized. NCBI's taxonomy places the organism in Eukaryota, Fungi, Ascomycota, Dothideomycetes, Pleosporales. Bases 1 to 1962 code for a protein of 653 amino acids. The record is from RefSeq and is a predicted model, not a curated record. The transcript is spliced from 2 exons.
AUGGAGUCCGACGAGCCACAGCUCCAGUAUAGCACACCACAACCAUCCAACAGCUUCAAGCGUCCGCGUCGCAGUCUACAAGGUUCAACUCCGCUCAGUAGCGUGUCCGAAAGCGCGUCGCCCUCCCCCCGUCUCUCCGGCCAGGCAUCACUCACGCCCGAGGUCAUUGAACACAUCAAUGGCCUCAAGCAUCUCGACGACAAGCAAAUCUUCCUGUUGCUCGAAGCCGCUCGCAAUGGAGGUGAAUUUGGCCCGCGCCCUGGCGGCCUGUCGUUGCUCACCAUGACCGCAGAUCGCAUGCGCUCCUCUGGCCCUGACCGGUCUUCGAUGUCUACCCUCGGAAGCCGAACAUCCUCAUACCUCAGCGUGCCCUCAAGCCGGGUUACUAGCAUGAUGUCCGAUCCUCGUUCGUCCAUCGCAUCAACCGACUCGUCGUUUACCCACUACAGUGCUGCCUCGUCGCGCUUGUCUACCGCGUCGUCGCGACUCUCCACAAUUUCCAACGCGUCGCAAAAGAAUUUCGCCUGCACCUUUUGUGACAAAGCUUUGAAGUCCAAGCCCUACUGGAAGUCGCACGAGGAGGAAUUCCAUGAGCAAAGGUUGACAUGGCGAUGCCCGGAUUGCGAACAGAUCUUCCAUGCCGGAAAGCGCUUCCGUGAGCAUCAUACCAAACUACAUGGCUGCGAGAACUGCAAGCAACCGAGAGAAAGCGGACAACCUACCAGCAGGAAAGCGUCGCCAUGUGUGAAAAAGUACGAGAUAGUGAUGCACGACAAGGACGCUUGGGGUUGCGGUUUCUGUGGUUGCUUACUAACUACAUGGGAGGAGCGUUGUGAGCAUAUCGCGUUACAUUUCGAGGAGAAGCGAUCGAAAUGGAACUUCACGAACGUCAUCCUCGGCCUCCUUAAGCAACCGGACGUCUCGCAGGCAUGGAGCUCCAUGCUCACGCAGAAACAUGGCGAUGAACAGAGCAUUCCCCAAUUCACUUGGGAAUCGAAGAAAUGCAACCGACUGAGGUACAAGCUGGAGACGAAAUGGGACAACCGCAUGUUCGAUGUCGAGAAGCUCAUUGAAGAGACGUACGAGUUGGCAGAAAUCGAAGCGCCGGACAGCAAUGAGGCACCUGAGCCCAUCGAGCAAGUGGAACAAAUGGAGUCUAACGACACGACUGAGCUUGUCGACUGCAAGCUAGAGCCCUUCGAGUUCACCCCGGACCAGCGACUGUCCAGCUCCCAUGGUAUGCCGCCUGAGCAUGCAAUGAUGGACCUCGAUCCAGUUGAGCCCAUGCAGACCAUGACACCAACAUCGAUGCAACCACCGAUGGAACCAAGCCAAUGGCCUGUUAGCGCCAAUAUGACGCCAAACACCAUGAGCAUGGAUACGCCCAUGGAUGCGUUUGGAGGUUUCGCGGCAAACAUGACGCCGAUGACCACGGAUUUCAGUCAACCUCAGCCUGUUCCCCAGACCUUUGCCCAAACCGCGUGGCCAAACGCAGGUUUUGUAUCGACUCCCGACUUGGUCAACUUCCAGCAGCCAAAUGCGUACAUGAAUUACACACCGCAGCCACAAAAGGAAGUCGUCCAAGUGCCAACGUCACAGUACUCUGCUUUUGCGCGCCCCACGUCGCAGCAUUCGCAUGCCGGAUUCGUGCGGCCAGCCUCGCAACACUCCAAUGCCAACUUUGCGCAAUAUCCCAGACAGAGUGUGCCGCCGAACUUCCUCCACCACCAGCACACGGGUAGCACUAGCUCGCGCAGAUACGUCCCCAAGCUGAUCAACAUCUCCAACUCGAGCAAUCGUGGAUCUCAACAUUUCCCCGAUCAGCCUCCACCGCCUCCUCCCAAGGACGAGAAUCGCUUUUCGCGGAUGAUUCAGAUGAAGAGGCGCCCCAGUAACAUCUCGCAACACACCGUUAUACCCCAUCGCGAGAUGGGAUGGAACGACGAAGUCAACUGGGGUUGA